AUGGAAGAGUUUGUUGAUGUUGCAAUUGAAGCAGCUAAGAAAGCCGGAGAGAUAAUUCGUCAUGGAUUCUACAAGAGUAAGCAUAUUGAGCACAAAGGAGUUGUUGAUUUAGUGACAGAGACUGAUAAGGCAUGUGAAGUUUUAAUUUUUAAUCAUCUGAAGCAAUGUUUUCCUAGUCAUAAGUUCAUUGGUGAAGAAACAACUGCUGCUGCUUCUGGAAAUUUUGAGCUUACUGAUGAACCAACUUGGAUAGUUGAUCCACUUGAUGGAACUACUAACUUUGUGCAUGGCUUCCCUUUUGUUUGUGUAUCUAUCGGUCUCACAAUUGAAAAGAAACCAGUGGUUGGUGUUGUUUACAACCCAAUCAUCGACGAGCUUUUCACUGCAAUCUAUGGGAGAGGUGCUUUUCUUAAUGGGAAGUCCAUCAGAGUAUCUUCAGAGUCUCAACUUGUAAAAGCUCUUGUUGCUACAGAGGUUGGAACAAACAGGGAUAAGGCAAUUGUAGAUGCUACUACAGGAAGAAUUAAUAGAGUGAUUUUCAAGGUUAGGUCCCUCAGGAUGUCUGGUUCUUGUGCAUUAAAUCUAUGUGGAGUGGCGUGUGGAAGGCUUGAUCUCUUCUAUGAAAUUGAAUUUGGUGGUCCGUGGGAUGUCGCAGCUGGUGCUCUCAUAGUCAUAGAAGCUGGAGGACUCGUUCUUGAUCCAUCUGGUUCCGAAUUUGACCUAACAGCUCGACGUGUAGCUGCUACAAACGCUCAUCUCAAGGACGCUUUUAUCAACGCCUUGAAUGAAUCAGAAUGAGAAUCAUACUUUCAUACACAAUAGGAAUAGGAAGAAGAAUGCAAUAAUUAUUUGUACUGUGAAUAUUGUUAUGCAUAGAUUAUUUACUUUAGGAAUCUUUGUUGUUACUGGAAAAAAUAAAUAAGGAAAAAUGUAUUCAGUAGAAAUUGAUCCCUGAACCUCCCAGUAAAAAAGUUUUGAUUCUAUAUAUUGUUCUUGUUCCUAUUCCUAUUCUAACACUAUUAAGUGUGUGUGUAAACACCACUCACAAGUAUCACCUAAUUGAAGCUUCAAAAGCUAUCUCCACCAAUCUGGCACUUUAAGCCUCCGGUUUCUAUGUACAGCAAGUUUUACAGCAGGAAGCUUGUGCUUCACUUGCCUCCAUAGCAUGCUUACAGCAUCGCCAUUCUUCGGAGGGUACUGGUACUCAAAAUGAUGUGUAAUGUUCUUAA
Molecule: messenger RNA, 1229 nt
Organism: Solanum lycopersicum (tomato)
Lineage: Eukaryota; Viridiplantae; Streptophyta; Magnoliopsida; Solanales; Solanaceae
Gene: IMP2
Product: myo-inositol monophosphatase 2
Biological process (GO): inositol metabolic process; signal transduction; phosphatidylinositol phosphate biosynthetic process
Molecular function (GO): inositol monophosphate 1-phosphatase activity
Source: RefSeq, marked provisional